Messenger RNA from Hipposideros armiger (great roundleaf bat), 2484 nucleotides. It is a transcript of the gene P4HA2, whose product is annotated as prolyl 4-hydroxylase subunit alpha 2. NCBI's taxonomy places the organism in Eukaryota, Metazoa, Chordata, Mammalia, Chiroptera, Hipposideridae. Gene Ontology annotation, molecular function: iron ion binding; procollagen-proline 4-dioxygenase activity; L-ascorbic acid binding. The transcript is spliced from 18 exons. Bases 533 to 2290 code for a protein of 585 amino acids. The record is from RefSeq and is a predicted model, not a curated record. Gene Ontology annotation, biological process: peptidyl-proline hydroxylation to 4-hydroxy-L-proline. Gene Ontology annotation, cellular component: endoplasmic reticulum.
GCCUCCGGGGGAGGAGGCGCUGAGCGGGCCGGGCGCCGCCGCGGGAGGUUCUGGAAACGCCGGGAGCGGCGCGUGUCCAGACAUCCCUUUUGAAUCUGCGUUGUUUUUCCUCAGCAGCCGCGGAGACCUGUUAUAACUACUUAACUAAUUCAACAAACGGACCCUUCUGUGAGUCAGAAACUGUAAGGGGUUGCUAGCCCAGUGGGGCAGACUGACUGGAAGACCAAGAAAAUCCAGGCCCAGAGCAGUGUGGACCUGGAGAUUGAUUGCCCAAUUUCUGUCUUGUUUUCAUCUUCACGGUUCCUUAGACUGGACCUUCUUCCUCGCCAGAGAUCAGCUGGGCAGUGGGCUGCUUCAGGACUGCUGAUGUUCCUCCAAUACCCUCGGUGCCAAUGACUGGUAUAAAUUGUGCCUGGAGCUGCUGGGCUGCCCACUGACUUCUGUCAUCUCAUUCAAGCCUCACAACAGCCCUAUGAGAUUAUUGGUCCAGUGACUGUCACUGAAUACCUUGCAGACACUGCCCUCUGUGACCAUGAAACGCCGUGUGUCCACAUUGCUGGUGGCCUGGUUUAGUGUCCUGGGCUGCGUGCAUGCCGAGUUCUUUACCUCUAUCGGGCAUAUGACGGACCUGAUUUAUGCAGAGAAGGACCUGGUGCAGUCUCUGAAGGAGUACAUUCUUGAGGAGGAAGCCAAGCUCUCCAAGAUUAAGAGCUGGGCCAACAAAAUGGAAGCCCUGACCAGCAAGUCGGCUGCUGACCCCGAGGGCUACCUGGCCCACCCUGUGAAUGCCUACAAACUGGUGAAGCGGCUGAACACAGACUGGCCCGCACUGGAGGACCUGGUCCUGCAGGACUCGGCCGCAGGAACCAAGUACCAGGCAGUGAUGAGUGCAGACGACUGCUUUGGGAUGGGCCGCUCGGCCUACAAUGAAGGGGACUAUUACCACACGGUGCUGUGGAUGGAGCAGGUGCUGAAGCAGCUGGAUGCUGGGGAGGAGGCCACCACAACCAAGGCCCAGGUGCUGGACUACUUGAGCUAUGCCGUCUUCCAGCUGGGCGACCUGCACCGCGCCCUGGAGCUCACCCGCCGCCUGCUCUCCCUUGACCCGAGCCAUGAACGAGCUGGAGGGAAUCUGCGGUACUUUGAACGGUUGUUGGAGGAAGAAAGAGAAAAAAGGGUAUCAAAUCAGACAGAAGCUGAGCUAGCAAGCCAGGAAGGCAUCUAUGAGCGGCCUGUGGACUACCUGCCCGAGAGAGAUGUCUAUGAGAGCCUCUGUCGUGGGGAGGGUGUCAAACUGACUCUUCCUGGAACCAAGUACCAGGCAGUGAUGAGUGCAGACGACUGCUUUGGGAUGGGCCGCUCGGCCUACAAUGAAGGGGACUAUUACCACACGGUGCUGUGGAUGGAGCAGGUGCUGAAGCAGCUGGAUGCUGGGGAGGAGGCCACCACAACCAAGGCCCAGGUGCUGGACUACUUGAGCUAUGCCGUCUUCCAGCUGGGCGACCUGCACCGCGCCCUGGAGCUCACCCGCCGCCUGCUCUCCCUUGGUUUCAUUGCCAACCUCUCAGUACAGCGACAGUUCUUCCCCACUGAUGAGGAUGAAACGGGAGCCGCCAAGGCGCUGAUGAGGCUUCAGGACACAUACAAGCUGGACCCAGACACGAUUUCCAAAGGGGAACUUCCAGCAAGUCUGAUCCCAGUCUCUCCAGGAAAACACUCCAGGCAAAGAAGGAUAAAUCUGCCCUCUCUUCCUGCCUUCCAGCUUGCACGAGCCACUGUUCGUGAUCCCAAGACAGGUGUCCUCACUGUCGCCAGUUACAGGGUUUCAAAAAGCUCCUGGCUAGAGGAGAAUGAUGACCCGGUUGUGGCUCGACUGAAUCUUCGGAUGCAGCACAUCACAGGACUCACAGUAAAGACUGCAGAAUUAUUGCAGGUUGCUAAUUACGGGAUGGGAGGACAGUACGAGCCACAUUUCGACUUCUCUAGGAACGAUGAGCAAGAUGUUUUCAAGCAUUUAGGGACGGGGAAUCGUGUGGCCACGUUCUUAAACUAUAUGAGCGAUGUAGAAGCUGGUGGUGCCACCGUCUUUCCUGACCUGGGGGCUGCAAUUUGGCCGAAGAAGGGCACAGCAGUAUUCUGGUACAACCUCCUGAGGAGUGGGGAAGGUGACUACCGAACGAGACAUGCUGCCUGCCCCGUGCUUGUGGGCUGCAAGUGGGUCUCCAAUAAGUGGUUCCAUGAACGAGGACAGGAGUUCUUGAGGCCGUGUGGAUCAACAGAAGUUGACUGACAUCCUUUUCUUCCCUUCCUCUUCCUGGCCCCACAGCUCUUUGUCUUCAAGUUCAACAUGACAGACACGUUUGUAUGUUCCAGCCCAUCAGGCAGGUCUUCUGAGUAGCAAAUGUUUGUCUGGAACAGAGACAGCAGACAGGGGAGGGUCCUGGGUGACCUUGGUCCCAGCCUCUCUGGUCAGCCUGUGCCAUC